AGGGGACCCUCUGCCUAGGCUCUGGGACUGCCCCUCUUCCUGGUGCCCUCCCCUGACAGCACCAGCCUGAGGGGCUGGGAGGGAACUGGCAGAGGGAACAGCAGGCCAGAGGGCAGAGUUCUCUGUGACCUGGCGUGGCCGUUCCUCUGUCUGAACUUAUACCUCUAGUCUACUGGGGCUGGCUGAGAUGGGCCGUGCUGGCAGAGGGAUGGCUUGUGCUUGGCCAAGAAGGGGGUCAGUGAUUUGUGAACGAAGAUGGAGUCCCAAGGGGUGCCCAGUCCUUUUUUCAGGAUGCCUCCCAUGUUCUCACUUCUCUUCCCUGGGAGGUCUGCAUUUCCUCCUGGCCUUUCCGUCUUCAGGGGAAUCAGUGCUUCCUUUCCUCUUCUGGAAGCAUCCCUGGGGUAGGGAAGAUGUAAGCCUCCAUCCAGGUCUUGUUAAGGCUCACGGGUCCAGGAAAGGAGGGAGUCCUUUAGUGAGGGAGUUCUGGUCUUUGAGGUUCUGGACCUUUCAUUGUAUGCUCUGCAGUGACCUGUGCUAGUCCUGAGACAGGUGUGAAGGCCCAGGUAGAAGGGAAGAGCCGCCCCGGGCGGUUGGGGCUGCUGCCUGGCACUGCCAGCGGCAGCGUGCUUGGAGUGGGUGUUGGGAAGAGUGCAGUGUUUUUGCCCAAGUCCACCGAGUGAGGCCUACACAGCCCUGGGGGUAGCCAGUCGGCCACCUGGGCCCAUUCGUGAGAGUGGCGGAGCCCUGAGAGCUUCCGUGCACUCGCAGGAGCGCAGUCAGGGUGAGGGGCUGGUGCUCAAAUCCUUCCCAGCCUCGAGGCCCUGCUUCUCUGAGCUUUAGUUUCUUCCUCUGUGGUGGGAGGAUAAUCCGGGUCAGGGCUGUUGUGAGGAUUAGCCCAACACCUGGCACUGGGUAAGUACUUAGUACAGGGCAGUCACAUUAGUACUAUUCCUGUUGUCACUGCCACGAUCCUCUCCUUAGGUGUUGUUUUGAGGGGGCCCAGAAGACAGGCAGCCUCACUCAGGUGGUUAUCUCUGAGGACUGAGGGGUGGGGGCCCAAGGCUUCUUCCUGGAGAAGAAGGUGGGCGAGAGGACAGGCGGCGGCAUCUCCGGUGCACCAUCCUCUGGCCCAAAUGCACCUCGAGUACGUACCAGGUGAAUAUAUAGAUAUCUCUCCCUCCGGCUCCCUGAGUCCAAGAGCGGGAAAGACUUUCUUCCCUCUGGCUUGACCUGCCUCUGGCCAGAUCAUGGCUUAUCUGAAGGCCUGAGAGGUGGGGCACCCAGCCCUACCCCAGCUUUCCAGUUCUUUCUGUUCCCUUCCUAGGGGUUCCUGAGACACACCGGGCCAGCACCUGUGCAGAGAUCUUACAGGGGAUUUCCACAGCCGUCAUUCCUGGUGAGCAGCUGAGGUGAGUGGAACCCUGGGAUGGGCCUGUGGGUCCCGGACACUGCCUUUCUGGGCCCCCAGAAGAACUCCCAGGCUGGGAGUGAGCUGAGAGCUGGCCACCAUGAUGGUUGGUCCAGGCACAAUGUCCAGCAGAUUUGAGGAAGUCACAAGAGUUGGGGUCCAAGAGGUGGAUCCUGGAGGGAAUGUGAUUGCUGUCGGAAGCAUCCUUGACACUGACAGAUUUCACUGCUAUUCUCUGGUGAGGGGGAGGAGAAAUUUCUGGGGAUACCAGUACCACAGGAUAGACCUCACCCAAGAGGACAUACUGGAGAGAGGGGAGGGUAAAGGACUGUUUGAUAAACUGGGUUCUGGGCCCCAAGGUUAUUUACCCUUCUCUUUCCAGAGAACUCCAAAGGCUGAGUUCCAAGUUCUGGACAUGGUAGACUCAAAGGGAAUGUUGACAGUGAAAUUACCCAAAGAAAUAACAAUUGUAGGGGCCUUCCUAGUCAAGAUACUGGAGACCCAGAUACCCCAACAAUAUCUGGAUUCCCUUGAGCACAGGGAGGCUGGAGUUGGGCAGCAUGGGGAGGGAGAGGGGGAAUUCCUGUUUUUGGGCACCAGGAGUCUGAAGAUGUCGGAAAGUGUGGAGCAGCUCAGUGGAGGAGACUCAACCUUCUCCAGGGCUAGCCCUCCCCAGUAUGCUCUACCCCCGCCUCCUCUCCCUCCAGGAAGCAGAAGACUACCUACUUUGUUGCAGUCAGUCCUGAAAAGGAGAGCAGACCUGUAUCUGGUGACAGAGACUCUGGAGAUGGCAAGGAAGGAAACCCUGAAAAGGGAACGGCAGUGUACACAGCAGAGCUGGAGGAACACAAGGUUAGGAUCCUGGGAGGCAGGGCCUAUGCGAGAACCAAGCCUUGGCCCACUUGCCGUAAGCCAGGGAUGCCAGCCCAGGCCCCCGGCUCUUCAGGUCUUCUUCCAGACUUCCCUGAGCAAUCUCAACUGCUCCUUGGCCGCCUUAGGCCUUCUCUUCUUGCCCCAAGAGAGCGUGUGUGGCAUUGCUAAGUCCCUCCACUGUUAUUCUCCUGUGAUGCCCUGUUUUCAUUUGCUUCUCAGAGUUUCUCACGGUUCAUAAUUACAUGGGGAUUUUUGCUUAUUGUCUGCCUCCCUUUCUGAGAGACAGGAAGGCAGGAGCCACAGCGCCUGGAAUAAAAAGGUCCUUAAUAACCAUUUAUUGAAUCAACAGUGGAAACAACAUGAGUUUUGGGGUCAGGUGCGGGUUCAUAUUUCAGCUCUGCUCCUGUUUUAGCUGUGAAACUGGCUUACCU
Molecule: messenger RNA, 2712 nt
Organism: Mustela erminea (ermine)
Lineage: Eukaryota; Metazoa; Chordata; Mammalia; Carnivora; Mustelidae
Product: gasdermin-B-like
Biological process (GO): pyroptotic inflammatory response; defense response to bacterium
Molecular function (GO): phosphatidylinositol-4,5-bisphosphate binding; phosphatidylinositol-4-phosphate binding; phosphatidylserine binding
Source: RefSeq, a predicted model, not a curated record